This is a messenger RNA of Caenorhabditis angaria, 958 nucleotides long. The record is from the annotation of a GenBank genome assembly. NCBI's taxonomy places the organism in Eukaryota, Metazoa, Nematoda, Chromadorea, Rhabditida, Rhabditidae.
AUGCUCUGCUUACUUUAUUUUCUUCUAAUUCCUAUUAUUUUCACAGUAAAAGUUGCAAAAAUCGUAAUUCCUUAUGAAUAUUUGGUUACAAGAACUCGCCCAAGUUCUACUAAUUAUAAUAUGAGCGAUAAAUUCACUUCUGCUUUCCAGGAAGUUUAUAAUAGUUACUGUAACUCGAAUCGCUGCUAUUUUCCAGUUUUUAAUGAUUCGGGGGUUUUGAAAUACACUAUACUUACUGAUGUUAAUAGCAGUUGCAUGAGUUACCCGAAUUGCUUAGGAUUUACUCAAAAACAAUAUCAAAACUAUAGUAUAGUCUUUGGUAAUCCAAGUAUUCAAGAUGAUAAUUUAAUGGAUGGAAGAAGUUAUGAAGUUGCAAAAUGUGAAUCCACAUAUUUCUCAUUCACAAGAGCAAAUGGAUUGAAUUGGUGUGCUGAUAUUAAUGAAACGAGGGUGACACAUUCAGAAGCUGAAAAUGCUUGUAAGGCGGAUGGAAAAUGUCUAAAUGGGUUUCAAUUUAUCGAAGAGCAAGAGGCUUUCCUGAAUUAUUCAAUGCGUGUCCAAUUUUACCCUUCUGCCAAUUAUAUUCAUCUGGGAGCUACAGGAACUCAAAUGGGAAUUGACGUGACUGUAAGAUGUAUAAAAAUACAAACUUCACGAUUUUAGACAAAAUAAAAAACCGUUUUGAUUCAUAAAAUUACCUCACAAUCAGAACAUGUUUCUAGAUAAAUUGGAGUGAAACUAUUGUUUCAACAAAUCAAGGGUUGUUCAACAACACAAUCAUCUUUAUGAAAACCAAUGCUUACCACGUAUAUUUAGUUCUGUUUCCUUUUGAUGAACCUUGGGCAAUGUCUUAUUAUUCUCUAGUCAGGUGAGUUCUGAAAUUAUAAGAAGUGUUUAAUGUGCCAAUUUCAGCAACACAACAUUGGGUUCUUACAGUUGUGGAUGGUAUGCGAAUUGA